UUCUGUGCGUAAUUUGAUACAUAGUCAGAUGGUAAUUAUGCGCUUUAAUUUUGAAUAGCUGCAUUUUAAAAACGUAAAUGUUUGAUAGUUCAGAAGGUUUUAACGAAGGUUAUUUUACAGUGCGCUCGUCUGACGUCAUGCGCGCGCUCGCUGCUCGGUCCGCGGUUCCACUCCACGUUUCCCUGCGCGCUCUCUGCCUGCUCUUGUUUACUGGCGCACAGACACGAAAGGGGAUCCUUGCUGAGAGGUUAUGUGUCAAAUCACUAACGUUAGCUCUAACCAGCGUGGGGAAAAUCCUACUUUCUCCUUUGGAUAUUACUUUCCCCGUCCUUCGCCGCGAUCCACGAGGAACUGAAUGUUAAACACGCGCUGGCUCCUUUUCACAUUCAUCACGCAACCGCUCGUCGGCAACGCGACGCAGAAGAACUGCGUGUCUGUGGAGCACCUGAGCUGGAAAUCUCGCUGAAAUCUCAGCGGCUGCAGUGUUCUCUUUAGCAGACGCUCACCAGAUGCCCACAUACGGUAAAGGAGAAGCCCGGUGACCCGUAAACGUAUAACGGCGAGUGCUCGCUGUCAGCAGGGACCUGGAAAGAGUCAAAUAAGCCUAUUACGACUUCCGGAACUACUACAAAAUUAAAACAAACAUUUUGGCAACGCGCACGUCUGCGAACAGCGUUUAAUCUGCGUAACAGAAAAGAGGAUCAAAAUUGGAAAAAGUUAGCGCGCCUUGUGCAAGCGCUCAUUUUUGCAUGCGCGCGGCCGUUUUCCUUUUUUUCAAGGCUCAAAGCAAUCUGCGCAAGUGCUCGCCAUAUAUGCAGUCGAUCGGAAAUGAAGAUCCAACUGCUCGUUGUACACGAUGCCAUGCGCACAUAUCGUUGCUCGUGUAGACUGUUUCACGUUGAAUUAAAGUGGUGACGAAAGCUGACUUCAGCUCGGUGCGCGUGCAUAACAUCAGCAGCGUUCUGUGCGCGCGACCGCAGAGCAGCAGCUCGAGCGGAUUGAACACGUUGGACUUUCUUCUCCGCCCAUUUGUCUGAGAGGAGUGACAGAAGCCUUUUUUCCUCUUUUCUUUUUUAAUUCUAUCUUCCAAAACAACGCUGGUGUAUUAAAACCGAGAGUUACCUCAACGGAGAGAUAUUUGGAGGGGACUUUGGACGGAUUUUUGGCUUCGCCCGAGGUCAAAAUGCGGCUGCGGACUUUGAUUGUUUUGGUCGCGUCUGUCUACACCGUUUGCAAUUGUCAACAAACAAAUGGAGAAAUUUGCUCGAGUAAGAACAUCAAAAAUAACGUGACCAACCUGCGGGUGCUGGAGAACUGCACGGUGAUCGAAGGCCACCUGAAGAUCCUGCUCAUGUUCACCACUAAACCCGAAGAUUUCCGCGGCCUGUCCUUCCCCAAACUGACGGUGGUGACGGACUACCUGCUCCUGUUCCGCGUCUACGGGCUGGAGAGCCUCAGCGACCUGUUUCCUAAUCUCACGGUAAUCCGGGGCACCAACCUCUUUUUCAACUACGCCCUGGUGCUGUUCGAGAUGCUCCAGCUCAAGGAGAUCGGCCUUCACAGCCUGAUGAACAUCACACGAGGAGCCGUGCGUGUGGAGAAGAACCCCGACCUCUGCUACCUCGCCACCCUCGACUGGUCCAAGAUCCUCGACUCCAUGGAGGAUAACUACAUCGUGGCCAAUAAAAAUGACCGGGAGUGUGGCGACAUCUGCCCCGGCACAGCUCAGGGCAAAACUACCUGCCCCCUCACCACCAUCAAUGGGGAUUUUGGCGAGCGUUGCUGGAACCAGAGGCACUGCCAGAGAAUGUGUCCGUCGUCAUGCAAGCACCGCGCCUGCACCAGAGACAACCAGUGCUGUCACGAACAGUGUUUGGGUGGCUGCUUGGAGCCCAACAACACCAGCAAAUGCGUGGCAUGCCGCAACUACAUGCACAACAAUACCUGCGUGGACAGAUGCCCACCUGGAUACUACACCUUCAAGGGCUGGCGCUGCGUCAACUUCAGCUUCUGCCAGGAGCUCCACAACAAGUGCAAGCAGAGCAAAAGUGACUGCCACGAGUACGUCAUCCACAACGGCGCCUGCAUCCCAGAGUGCCCUUCAGGAUACACCACAGUAAACUCCACUACGUUGAACUGCACGCCCUGCGCUGGCCUCUGUCCUAAAGUGUGUAUGGGGCAGAAGACGGUGGACUCGGUCACAGCCGCUCAGGCUCUGAGAGGAUGCACCGUUCUCAAUGGCAGUUUGAUCAUCAACAUCCGCGGAGGGAAUAACAUAGCUGCAGAACUAGAAGCUAAUCUGGGUCAACUGGAGGAGAUCACGGGUUACCUGACAGUGCGACGUUCCUACGCCCUCGUCUCUCUCUCUUUCCUCCGAAAGCUCAGAGUCAUCCGCGGAGAGGCACAGGAAUUUGGGAAGUAUUCCUUCUAUGCCUUUGAUAACCAGAACCUGCGUCAGCUGUGGGACUGGUCCAAACACAACCUGACCAUCCUACAGGGCCGCAUAUUCUUCCAUCACAACUCCAAACUCUGCAUGUCGGAGAUCCAGACAAUGGAGGUGGUGACGGGCACCAAGGACCGGCAGAUAAAGAACGACAUCGCUUCCAAGACCAAUGGAGAUCAGGCGUCAUGUGAGAGCCAGGUUUUGAAGUUCACUCAGAUUCGCACGCUUUCGGACAAGAUCAUCAUUAAAUGGGAACCGUUUUGGCCGCCGGAUUUUCGAGACCUUCUGGGGUUCAUGGUUUUGUACAAGGAGGCGCCCUACAAGAACGUGACUGAGUUUGACGGUCAGGACGCGUGCGGCUCUAACAGCUGGGUCAUAGCAGACGUGGAUCCUCCACCUCGCGCCACGGACGGAAAGGAGCAGCAGGAGCCCGGACACCUCAUCCUGCCUCUGAAGCCGUGGACGCAGUACGCCAUCAUGGUGAAGACCCAGCUCUCUGCUUCUGAUGAACACCAGGUCCAUGGAGCAAAGAGCGAGAUCAUCUACGUCCGCACUAAUGCUACCAAACCUUCUGUGCCCCUGGACCCCAUAUCUUCAUCCAACUCCUCAUCUCAGAUCAUUCUCAAGUGGAAGACCCCCAACGAUCCGAACGGAAACAUCACGCACUACCUGGUCUUCUGUCAGCAGCAACCGGAAGCCAGCGAGCUCUAUAAGUUUGACUACUGUCAGAAAGGUAUGAAGCUGCCCACCAGAGCCCCCACUCAAGUGGACAACGAAGAAGAGCACAAGUGGAACCAGACGGAAGAGCAGGGCCAGGCCAAGCUGUGCUGCACGUGCCCCAAAACAGAGAAACAGCUGAAGAAAGAGGCGGAGGAGUCCGAAUACCGCAAAACCUUUGAGAACUACCUUCAUAAUGAAGUGUUUGAACUCCGGCCGUCAAGACAACGCAGAUCUCUGGUGGGCGUGGCCAAUAGGACUUUCUCUCAUCUGUACACCACGCCCUCUUCGCUGCCCAAUGGCACUGCCACUCGUAGCCCGGAGGAGGAAGCAGAGGCGAGUAAGAUUUCGUUCAAGGUUUACGGCAAGGAAUCCACGGUCAUCUCCAGCCUGCGCCAUUUCACCAGCUAUCAGAUAGAAAUCCACGCUUGCAACCACCCGACCGACCCCAUUCGCUGCAGCAUGGCGGCCUACGUGAGCGCCCGCACCAUGCCUGAAGAAAAGGCAGAUGAUAUUUCGGGGAAGAUUACUUACGAGCUGUCAGAAUACACAGUGCACAUCAGAUGGGCGGAGCCUAAGGACCCCAACGGCAUGAUUAUCCUCUACGAAGUCCUUUACAAGAGACUGGGAGAUACGGAGGAGCUGCACCAUUGCGUGUCCAGAAAGAACUACAUUGCAGAUGGAGGAUGCAAGCUGAGGGUGGUGCACCCUGGGAACUAUACGGUGCGUAUCAGGGCCACAUCCCUGGCGGGGAACGGAUCGUGGACGGAGCCAACACACUUCUAUGUGCAGGACCUACGUGUGGACCCAUCCAACAUGCUGAAAAUUGUGAUCGGUCCGGUCAUCUGUGCACUUCUGCUGCUGCUGAUGGGAGGCGUGGGCUUCUUCAUGUUCAAAAAGAAGCAAACAGAGGGACCAACGGGACGCCUUUACACCUCUCCUAAUCCCGAGUACUUCAGCCCAGACGAUGUAUACGAGCCCGAUGAAUGGGAGGUGCCGCGUGAAAAGGUCAAUCUGCUGCGUGAGCUGGGCCAAGGAUCUUUCGGCAUGGUGUACGAGGGCAUCGGAAAGGACAUAAUCAAAGGCGAAGCGCAGACCCGCGUGGCGGUGAAGACCGUUAAUGAGUCGGCCAGCCUCAGGGAGAGAAUCGAGUUCCUGAACGAAGCUUCUGUGAUGAAGGCUUUCAGCUGCCAUCAUGUGGUGCGGCUGCUGGGUGUGGUUUCUAAAGGCCAGCCCACACUGGUGGUGAUGGAGCUGAUGACACAUGGAGAUUUAAAGAGUUUCCUGCGUUCUCUCAGACCUGACUCGGAGAAUAAUCCAGGCCGGCCUCCUCCGACGCUGAAGGAGAUGAUUCAGAUGGCAGCCGAGAUAGCAGAUGGCAUGGCUUACCUGAACGCUAAGAAGUUUGUGCACAGAGAUCUCGCUGCCAGGAACUGCAUGGUGGCUGAAGACCUGACUGUGAAAAUUGGAGACUUCGGCAUGACAAGAGACAUCUACGAGACCGAUUACUACAGGAAGGGUGGGAAGGGCCUGCUUCCUGUCAGAUGGAUGGCCCCCGAGUCCUUGAAAGACGGGGUCUUCACAGCUCACUCGGACUGCUGGUCAUUUGGCGUGGUGCUGUGGGAGGUCAGUACUCUGGCUGAGCAGCCCUACCAGGGACUGUCCAACGAACAGGUCCUGAAGUUCGUGAUGGAUGGAGGAUACCUCGACAGACCAGACAACUGCGCAGACAGAGUACAUAAUCUGAUGCAGAUGUGCUGGCAUUACAAUCCCAAAAUGAGGCCCACCUUCCAGGAAAUCAUCGAGAUGCUCCGCGAGGACCUGCAUCCCUCGUUUCAGGAGGUCUCCUUUUUCUACAGCGAGGAGAACAAGCCGCCUGAGACGGAAGAUUUUGACAUGGACAUGGAGAACAUGGAAAGCAUCCCACUGGACCCGUCCUCGUACUCUCAAAGGGAGAGCUGUCUAGACGGGGACGAGGGCUCGUCCGUGGGCCUACGAGGGAGUUACGAGGAGCACGUGCCAUACACGCAUAUGAACGGCAAGAAAAACGGCCGCAUCUUAUCUCUACCCCGAUCCAACCCCUCCUAAUAUAACCUCCUAACCCUGACAAGCUAGAUUAGAUGUUUUUUAUAGAUUCAUUUUUAUCAUGCUCUACAUCGCACGCCCCUCAGAAAACAAACUCAGGACUUUCGUUUUCUUCUUCGCUCCCUCCAUAUGAGGACGAUACGGGGUGCAGGCGUGGUUUUUGUAUUUCAAGAAGAAAAUACACAUCAUCUGCUUCUUUCCCGUCAUUUUUAUAUGGUCAGGUUUCAAGGACUGGUCAAAUGGAACAAACUGUGAAAUUAUCCUCAAACCAGAAGGCUGCUUUAAACACGAUCUCCUCAGACUCUCCCCACGCCCGCCAACAAAGUUCUCCGACUCGCCAAUGAACAGAAAACGUCAGAAAUUAAGAAAAAGUGACCUUACUCUGUUUGUGGCCUGCGUCAGUGCAACAUGGAGUCGUGUCCGAAUUUGGUGGCAAACAUGUUGAACUUUCCAAGAACAAACUGUCGGCGGGGAUGCCUCUGCUUUUCUACCUGCUACUCAGUAUUCCGGACUGCACAAACAGAAUGAACAGAUUUUGGACUCUAUUUUUUUAUUUAUUUGCUUAUCUGUGCUUUUCUCAGUUUUUCCUGGUGUUCACACAUUUACAGCUGAAGGAUAUUUAAACCGUUUUCAGGACUAAAAGAGUUCCUCAGAUUGACCAAUAGUUGCUGCUUUAAUAUACUUUAGUGUACACAUGAUGACGACGAUGAAAAAAGUAUAUAUAAAUAUUAUUAUUAAUGUUUUUGUACAUAGUUGAUAUGUUGUCAUUUGAGAGCUAUUGCCGGUUGUAGAAAUGUUUUUACAUGUUUGUCUCGGAUCUUUAUUUUUUCUAAUCCAAAAAUCAUACUAAUCAUCCAGGACCUCUGACCAGCCAGCAGCCCUGACGCGCACACGAGUAUUGUAGAUGUGUUGGGCUUCAGAUGUCUAAUCUUGAUAUCAAUGGAAAUAACUGCUGUAAAUAAAGCAGUGAGGUGCAUUCAACCAGA
Messenger RNA from Triplophysa rosa, 6231 nucleotides. RefSeq names its product insulin receptor a (gene insra). The coding region runs from base 1184 to 5248 and encodes 1354 amino acids. Gene Ontology annotation, cellular component: axon; insulin receptor complex; membrane. Gene Ontology annotation, biological process: glucose homeostasis; cell surface receptor protein tyrosine kinase signaling pathway; protein autophosphorylation. Lineage: Eukaryota; Metazoa; Chordata; Actinopteri; Cypriniformes; Nemacheilidae. The transcript is spliced from 21 exons. The record is from RefSeq and is a predicted model, not a curated record. Gene Ontology annotation, molecular function: ATP binding; insulin receptor activity; insulin receptor substrate binding.